ACGAGGAGCAGAGAGAAGAAACAGAGGAGCACUCGCGCACGCCGCAAAGAAGCGCGCAUCCACGGCUUGUUUCCAGAGUUGUCCUCCAGCGUGCGGCGAGCACAGCCACGCAAAGCCGGCUGCGGACCAUUUUUUGGAAACUGCGCGAAUUUAAUUUCUCCUCGAUGCCCCGCGGAGGCUUGUAGCAAAUCGCAGUUUGUGCUUUUUUCCCUAAUAAUUAAUGCGAGUGUCAAGAAUCAGCUCAUCCCACUCGCGCCGAUGGUGGAGGAAGCUCGAAACUCACCUGCCAUCAACAGUUCUUGGGGGAAUCAAAAUAUUCUAAAUGCGUGUGACCUGAAGAUCUUUCGCGAAAUUUUGACCCCUCAAGACCUUUUUUGCUUUAGCAACAUCUACUGGACACGAACAGAGACGAAUUUCUCGCCGGGUCUAAUUUGAUGCCGAGCCGUAGACCCAUGCUGUGGGAACUGGCAAAAGCAGAUUCCUCCGGAGGCUGACCUCAUCGAAAAGCGUUGAGGAAUUUAACGUGGUGAGCAAAAGACACGUAGCAUGGCGUGCACCGGCGGCCAAUUCGUAUCACGCCGAGUCCAAGAUGUACAACGGCAGAGGGUGCCGAAGGGCGUGCGUCAAGGGCGCGCCACCAAUGACCUGCAGAUACCACUUUGUCAUGGAGUACUACAGCACCCUCGGACCGGCUUGCCGUGACUGUCCGAACAACCGGACGGCGUGUUUUGAGCGGCAGUGCGUGACGGCGGACGGAAUCGAAAGAGGAAUCAUGACGAUCAAUAGAAAAAUGCCGGGACCAUCCAUACAGGUGUGUCAAGGUGACAUGGUGGUGGUCGAUUUUGAAAACCGAAUUCCCGGCGCGGCCACCGCCAUUCACUGGCACGGCAUUUUGCAAAGGGGCUCCGCGUUCAGCGACGGCGUCCCGCAGCUCACCCAGUGCCCAAUUCCCGAAGGCACCACUUUUAGGUAUGCAUAUGAGGCGGACGAAAUCGGCACUUACUUCUGGCACUCUCACGACGGUUUGCAAAAAAUGGACGGCCUGACUGGCAGCAUCAUCGUAAGAAGCCUUAAAGACCCCAGUUUCCAGCACUACGAUUGGGAUUUGCCCUCCCACGUGAUCGUCCUGCAGGACUGGCUGCACCAGUACACGGCUGAACGUCUUCCAGGCCCUCGCCGCUUCCGCAGAGGUCAACGCCCCGACGCUCUGCUCAUCAACGGCAGGGGCAGAUUCAUUAACCCCGUGACGAAUUCUAGCAACGGCAUUCCCUUGAGCGAGUUCCGCGUGUUCCCAGGUUUCCGGUACCGUUUCCGUCUGAUUCACGCCGGCUGUCUGGUGUGUCCACUGGUCUUCACCGUGCAAAAGCACUACCUGACGGCCAUCGCGACCGACGGCAGUCCUAACAAGCCUGUCGUCGUCGACUCGCUUGUAAUUUUGCCAGGCGAGAGAUAUGAUGUGGUGAUCAACGCGAACAGACCUGUGGGAAUUUACUGGAUCAGUCUGCGCGCCGUCGGGGAGUGCGAAAACCUCAACAUUUAUCAGGAAGCGUUGCUCAUUUACGAAGGCGCCUCGUACAAUUCCCUGCUCGCCUCGCCCAGCCCUGGACCUGCAGGUCUUCCCGAAGGAGUUGUGCUGAAUCCUCUGGCGGGCGCGUGCAAGCCGGGCCAACCUGGCGUCUGCGUCAAUCAACUGCAAGCCGAAGGACCUUUGCUCGCCGUUGACCCAGUUUUGACCUCCCAAGAUGUCAUCAGAAUGACCAUGACUUUCGACUUUCACACGUUUGACUACGACUCUCUCUUCAAAAACCCCCACUUUUACAAAUUCUAUGUUCCUGCACCUUCGGAUAUUCAGGUGGCUGGCAGAAUGAACAACAUUUCUUUGAUCCUUCCACCUGCGCCGCCUCUCAGUCAGCCUGACGUUUUAGAAAACCUUUGCGCGAGUGGCAGUGAAAAGUGCUGCCAAAACCCUCAAACAGAGGGAAUCAUUCCCGGCCACCGAGAGUGCAUCAACAUAAUUUCUGUGCCAACAGGAUCGAUCGUGGAAAUCCUCUACCUUGACAACAUGAACACAAAUGGAGGUCUAACGCACCCCAUUCACAUGCAUGGACUGAUGUUCUACGUUCUGGAAAUCGGAAGCAGUGAUGACAGAUUGAUGGGGAAACACCUUCUGUCCUACGAUUAUAGGAACAAUCCUAAUCCAAACAAAAAGGACACCAUUGCUGUGCCGAGCUUUGGAUACGCCAAAAUUCGAUUCAAGGCCACUAAUCCAGGUUACUGGUUGAUCCACUGUCACAUUUUGUUCCACCUUGACUCGGGCAUGGGCGCAAUCUUGAAGAUUGGCGAGCAGUCCGAGUUCCCGGCAGUGCCAAAAGGCUUCCCCCGGUGCGGCGACUACAAGCCCGGCUACUAGCUGGGCUGAUUGAUGGCGUUGCGAGAGGAGCGAAGAAUUCGUCAUCAUUAGCCGCGAAUCUGAUGAAACAAAGGCGCUGAUUGUGAGGGGCAUUAGGGCGCGAGAGGGGUAGCAAACAGCAAUAGCGCGCGGCCGAAAACGACUAUCAAAACCGGCCACACGCAAGCGCACCGCGGCUAUUUCCACUUGGCCCUGGCCCGGCAUUGUUACUUGUCUCGCCGCUAAUCCUCUACUCUCGCUGACCCCGUGUUAAUUGUUCAAUUUAACUUAUUUCGCUCAGUAAAUAUACAAAUGUUAAUGUGUCUUUUCCUCCGUUUGUCAAGUCCGUUUUCAAUAAAAUGGACUAAUUUAUUGUACAGAGAAAAAAGUCGCCAAAUCGUUUACUCAUCAAACGUGCUUUUAUUUUAUUUUUUUAAUUGUAUCAUAAUCAACUUGUAAUUUAAAAUUAUUGCUGACAAAAAGCGAAAAAGCCUCAUUUUAUUUACAUGCAUACAUAAAAUUAAAUUAAUUUUAAUUCAAUUUGGUAGAAUUU
Messenger RNA from Neocloeon triangulifer, 2942 nucleotides. RefSeq lists its product as uncharacterized. NCBI's taxonomy places the organism in Eukaryota, Metazoa, Arthropoda, Insecta, Ephemeroptera, Baetidae. Gene Ontology annotation, cellular component: plasma membrane. The transcript has 14 exons. Gene Ontology annotation, molecular function: oxidoreductase activity; copper ion binding. Gene Ontology annotation, biological process: iron ion transport. The record is from RefSeq and is a predicted model, not a curated record. The coding region runs from base 590 to 2410 and encodes 606 amino acids.